UGAACCCGCACCUCCCUGCGCGAGCGUGCUGCAACUUUCCUCCAAUGAAAGCGUCGCAUCUGCCGCUCGCGCUGAGCGAGUGAGCGAGCUAGAGAGAGAAAGGUCGAGUCCGCUGCAGAAACGACGGAGUUCGGGUUCGGCUUUGAAUGUGUAAGGUUCCGGUCCGGAAAGCUCUGGUUUGACGCAGAAUUGAACAUGAGAGAGUUCGCGCGGAGCUGCUGCUGGAUCCUGCUGCUCGUCUGCGGCUCCUCACAGUUGUCUCUGUCGCCGGAGGAGGCGAACGACUUUCUCCGCAGACACCGCAGAGCUUACCAGCUGUUUGAGGAGACCAAAAAGGGUCAUCUGGAGCGGGAGUGUGUGGAGGAGAGAUGCUCCAAAGAGGAGGCGAGGGAGGUGUUUGAGAACGACCCGGAGACGGAUUUUUUCUACCCGAAGUAUGUGGUUUGUUUAGAGAACUUUGGAGACUCAGACAAGAAGAAGCAAGAUCUGAUUACUUGUGUCCACAACAUCCCGGAUCAGUGCUCGUCCAACCCUUGUAAUUCUUACGGCACGGUGCGAUGCGAGGAUAAGAAAGGAGAAUUUCACUGUCAUUGUUUCACAGGAUGGGACGGUGUCAGGUGUGAUGAAGAUGUGAACGAGUGCAACAGAACUAGCGGAGGAUGUGAGCACGAGUGCAUCAACACCAAGGGAAGUUAUCACUGCUGGUGUCGUCAUGGUUACAGGCUCUCGGGUCGCCACGUGUGUGUGGACGUGGACGAGUGUGAUGAAACUCCUGGCAUUUGCGGAACAGCAAACUGUCGGAACCUUGUCGGAAGCUUCGAAUGCUUGUGUGAGGAAGGAUACGUCUAUGAAAACCUCACCAAGAGCUGUAUGGAUGUGGACGAGUGUGAAUCGCGUGUGUGUGAGGAGGAGUGUGUGAACACGCCUGGAAGUUUCCGUUGUUACUGUGAUGGGCGGCAAGGCAAGAGACUCGCGCAGGAUAUGUUGAGCUGCGAGGGCAUUGAGGAUCGACUGCCUCUGGACAUGAGGAGAAACUCACGCUCGCUGUAUCUGGGUCGCAUGUUCAGCGGGAUUCCCGUCGUCAGGCUGCGCUUCCGUCGCCGGGUUCACACCGGCUUCACCGCAGAGUUUGACCUCAGGACCUAUGACCCGGAGGGCGUGGUCUUCUUCGCCGGCGGUCACUUAAGCAGCUCUUGGAUUGUUUUGGUGAUGCAUCGUGGGAAACUGGAGCUGCAGCUGAAAUACGGAGCAGCGAGUCGGGUGACCAGCAGCGGACCGGCGGUCAACGAUGGUCAGUGGCACAAGAUCUCAGUGGAGGAGCAGGGGCGGAGUCUCGUAAUAAAGAUCGACAGGGAGGCGGUGAUGAAGAUCGCAGUCACCGGCGAUCUAUUCACGAUGAAUAAAGGCAUGCAUGAGCUCAACCUGACAGUGGGCGGAGUUCCUUUCAAAGAGGAGGGGCUUGUCAGCAAGGUGAAUCCUCGGUUAGACGCGUGUAUGAAGGACUGGCGCUGGUUAACAGGUGAAGACACAUCCAUUCAGGAAACUAUCCACAACAACGAGCGCAUGCAGUGCUACGCCAUAGAGGACCACAGCGCCUUCUACCCCGGCCACGGGUUUGCCUUCUUCAAUCACAGCCACGGAGACAAUCAGACCCUCAGGAUCCAGCUGACCCUGCGUCCCGCCUCCAGUAUGGGCGUCCUGUUUGCACUGGUCCACCAGGACAGAGUCCCGUUCUCCAUCUCGCUCUCUGACUAUCAUCCAGCAACACUCGAGUGGAAAGAGCACGUCCUGGUGGCGUUUGGUGAUGUCAUCGUGGCCAGCGCCGCAGUCGAUCUCUGUGACUCUGAGACUCACACACUGAAUGUCACUGUGACGGGAAACAGCUCCGUACUGGAGGUGGACGACCGACCCGGACGUAUGGAGUUGGUGGAGAAUCUCGAAGCGAUCGACCUGUUCUCAUACAGCACGUUUAUCGGAGGAAUUCCAGAUGUUUCUCUGGUGUCCACACCCAUCUCGGCCUUCUAUACGGGCUGUAUGGAUGUGCGAGUUAACGGUCGCCUGCUGGACGUGGACGACGCUCAACACAAACACAACGACAUUCGGUCUCACUCCUGCCCCCUAGUGACCACUCAGCAAUAACAGCUGGAACCCACUGCCGGCCACCCCUACAUCCCAUUCAAGAGUGCUUCUAAACCAGGGAUGUUUCAUCCGGGUCCAGUAAUCCUCUCCAUUAAGGCCUUACAAAGCAAUUUCCCUUCAACGCCUCCUAGACCUAAAGCACACGCACACAUCACGCCAUGUAGACACACUGUAACUCCAUAGAUUAUGUAUUAUUAUUCACGGACACGUAGAGACCGCUUACGUUAGACACAACACGAGCUACUGAGAUUGCGAUCGCUGUAAUAUACUGUACGUGUAAAUAUGUGACUGUAAACAUCCAACAACCUUAAUGUCCGACGGCCUUCAGACAGGCCUCGAUGUAGGUGCUCAAAAUCAUAGCGAUAUCCUUUUUUUUAAGUAUUUUAGUUUGUUCUUACGUCUCUUGUUUGUUUUGAGUUUGUGUUUUUAAUCAAUGUACACUGAAACGUUUUGUAUUUCAUUCGUUUGUGCUCAGUUUCUCGAUAGAUACAGAGACGCUCAUUGUAAACAAAUAAAGGCAGAUGUUGUUUUUCCUCAA
Messenger RNA from Triplophysa dalaica, 2677 nucleotides. It is a transcript of the gene gas6, whose product is annotated as growth arrest-specific 6. The record is from RefSeq and is a predicted model, not a curated record. The transcript has 15 exons. The coding region runs from base 196 to 2139 and encodes 647 amino acids. NCBI's taxonomy places the organism in Eukaryota, Metazoa, Chordata, Actinopteri, Cypriniformes, Nemacheilidae. Gene Ontology annotation, cellular component: extracellular region. Gene Ontology annotation, molecular function: calcium ion binding.